AGUUCUGGUUAGUGUAAGAAUUACCUUUAAGAAAGCCCAGACUAAGAUUUCCAGAUAAACCUUGAAUAUCACAAGGUGAACCCUAGGGCUGGGGUUGGAGUCAGAGGUUAUGGUGAGAGGGUCAAGGUCAGAGAGUUUCACUCCUCUGGGCUCCUCCCAGUUCUUCAAGGCACUGAGGGCCAGGCAGGAAGCAUCGGUUUCCUCAAAGCUGCUUCCCUCUGGGGCAGUCUCAGCCACAAACAACCACCACCAGCCCGCCCCACCCCUCCUUCCCUCGCUAUGAGCUCAGACCAGCAGGACAAAGUGCUUGGGACCAGGACAGAGGCCUGAGAGCAGCCAUGGGCUCUGGAAGAGCCAGCCUCCUGGGGUCCUGGUGGCCCCUACCUCUCCUAUUUCUGCUUGGCAUGGGAAGCAUGGCUGAGGACUCCCCACCCCAGAUCCUAGUCCACCCUCAGGACCAGCUGUUCCAGAGCCCUGGCCCCGCCAAGAUGAGCUGCCGAGCCUCAGGCCAGCCGCCUCCCACCAUCCGCUGGCUGCUGAAUGGGCAGCCCCUGAGCAUGGCACCUCCAGAUGUACACCACCUCCUACCUGAUGGAACCUUACUGCUGCUGCGGCCCCCAGCCCGGGGACGUGCCCACAAUGACCAGGCCCCAUCCACAGACCUGGGUGUCUAUACAUGUGAGGCCAGCAACCAGCUGGGCACAGCUGUCAGCCGAGGGGCUCGCCUGUCUGUGCCUGUCCUUCAGGAGAAUUUUCAGAUCCAACCUCGGGACACAGUGGCCACGGUGGGUGAGCAGGUGAUCCUGGAGUGUGUGCCACCCUGGGGCCACCCAGAGCCCACAGUUUCAUGGUGGAAGGAUGGGAAACCUCUGGCUCUCCAGCCCGGACGGCACAUGGUAUCCAGGGGUUCCUUGCUGAUGGUAAGAGCCGAGAAGAGUGAUGCAGGGACCUAUAUGUGUGUGGCCACCAACAACGCAGGACAACGGGAGAGCCGGGCAGCCAGGGUGUCUGUCCAGGAGCCCCAGGAUUACAAGGAGCCUCUGGAGCUUCUAGCUGUGCGGAUUCAGCUGGAAAACGUGACCCUACUGAAGCCGGACCCUGCAAAGGGCACCAAGCUUGGGCCUACUGUGUGGCUCAGCUGGAAGGUGAGUGGCCCUGCUGCGCCUGCUCAGUCCUACACAGUGCUGUUCAGGGCCCAGACCGCCCCAGGAGGCCAGGGGGCUCCAUGGGCAGAGGCCCUGCUGGCUGGCUGGCAGAGCGCUGAGCUUGGGGGCCUCCAGUGGGGACAAGACUACGAGUUCAAAGUGAGACCAUCCACUGGACGGGCCCGAGGCCCUGACAGCAACGUGCUGCUUCUGAGGCUGCCCGAAAAAGUACCCAGUGCCCCUCCCCAGGAGGUGACCCUAAAACCUGGCAAUGGCAGUGUCCUUGUGAACUGGGUCCCACCACCUGCUGAAAACCAGAAUGGCAUCAUCCGUGGCUACCAGGUGUGGAGCCUGGGAAACACCUCAUUGCCACCAACCAACUGGACUGUGGUGGGCGAGCAGAUGCAGCUGGAGAUUGCCACCCAAACACCAGGUUCCUACUGUGUGCAAGUGGCUGCAUUCACUGGCGCUGGGGCUGGGGAGGCCAGCAGCCCCGUUUGCCUCAUUUUAGAGCAGGUCAUGGAGCGAGCUGCCCGAGAACCCAGUGACCAGGGUCCAUGGAUCCUGGAACAGCUAAGAUCCACCUUGAGGCGUCCAGAGGUCAUUGCCAGUGGGGGUAUUGUGCUCUGGCUACUGCUGCUGGGCACAGCCGUGUGUGUCCACCGCCGGCGCCGAACUGGGGUACACUUGGGCCCAGGUCUAUACAGAUAUACCAGUGAGGACGCCAUCCUAAAACACAGGAUGGAUCACAGUGACUCCCCCUGGCUGGCAGACACUUGGCGGUCCACUUCUGGCUCUCGGGACCUGAGCAGCAGCAGCAGCCUUAGCAGCAGGCUGGGAAUGGACCCCCGGGACCCACUAGAUUGUCGUCGCUCCUUGAUCUCCUGGGAUCCCCGCAGCCCCGGUGUGCCCCUGCUUCCCGACACCAGCACUUUCUAUGGCUCCCUCAUCGCUGAGCUGCCUUCCAGCCCUCCAGCCCGGUCAAGCCCCCAGGCCCCAGCUGUCAGGCAUCUCCCACCCAAGCUGGCCCGGCUCUCCAGCCCCUGGCCCAGUGCAGACAGCCUCUGCAGCCGCAGGGGUCUCUCAUCCCCGCGCUUGUCUGUGGCCCAGGCAGAGGCUUGGAAGGCCAAGAAGAAGCAAGAGCUGCACCAGGCCAAUAGCUCCCCGCUGCUCCGGACCAGCCACCCUGUGGAGCUCUGGGCCUGGGACUUGGGGAACAAAGGCUCCAAGAACCUUUCACAAAGCCCAGGAGCUGUGCCCCGAGCUCUGGUUGCCUGGCGAGCCUUGGGACCGCAGCUUCUCAGCUCCUCCAAUGAGCUGAUUCACCCUCUCCCCACAGCACCCCUCUCUUCUCAUGGACCCCCCACUCAGAAUCAACAAACCCAGUACUCAGUGGAGCUGCCAGCUCCCCCCUCUCUCUCGCUGCCAGCAGCCCCCAUCCCCAUCCUCAUGCCCUCCUGUCCCCCCAGCCCUUCCAGCCCCCAGGCCUCCUCCCUCUCUGGUCCCAGCCCAGCCUCCAGUCACCUGUCCAGCUCUUCACUGUCAUCUCUGGGGGAGGAUCAGGACAGUGUACUGACUCCUGAAGAAGUGGCCCUGUGCCUGGAGCUCAGUGAGGGUGAGGACACACCCAGGAACAGUGUUUCUCCUAUGCCAAGGUCUCCUUCGCCCCCCAUCACCUACGGGUACAUCAGCGUCCCGACAACCUCAGAGCUAGCAGACAUGGGCAGGACUGGAGGAGGGGUGGGGUCUGAGGUGAGGGGCUUCUUGUGCCCACCUCGGCCCUGCAUCACCCCCACCCCCAGCGAGGGCUCCUUGGCCAACGGCUGGGGCUCAGCCUCUGAGGACAACGCCCCCAGCGCCAGAGCCAGCCUCGUCAGCUCCUCUGACGGCUCCUUCCUCGCAGAUGCCCACUUUGCACGGGCCCUGGCAGUGGCUGUGGACAGUCUUGGCUUUGGUCUGGAGCCCAGGGAGGCAGACUGUGUCUUCACAGAUAUCUCAUCACCUCCCUCUCCCCGGGAGGACCUCUUCCUGACCCCCACCCUCUCCCUGCCCCUGUGGGAAUGGAGGUCAGACUGGCUAGAGGACGUGGAGAACAACCGCACCCAGCAGCUGGGAAGGGGGCUGCCUCCCUGGCCCCCCGACCCUCGGAUCUCUUCCCAGAGAGGUCAGCUCAGUUGUCCUGCAUCCAAGGCUGGCAAUUCCUCCUGAGGCAUGUCCCUGACCCCCAAGAAAAGACUCAGAAUCCCUCUCCUGUCAGCCACUGGCCCCAGCCCCGGACUAUGGGUCUUGGCCUGUGAUUCUCCACGGUUGGGUCCACCAUACCAAGCCUCCAGAGUUCCCCCUCUGGGAUCAUAAAGACAAAUGAAACACAAAAUCAGAGCAAAGCAGACCUGGAGCCUCAGGAGCAGAGAAUCAUCUCUACCUGACAUCCUUGCUUUUCCUCUGCUCCAUCCAAUCCCACAACAAGGCUGCUUGGCUUAAGGAGCAGCCCAUCUCCUGAUCUCCCACCCACGCAGAUCAUGAGAAGUGGGGGAGCCAGGGGUCUUUAUAGGAAACAGCGGCAGCUUGUGGGGGGGGGCGUGGAGGAAGGGGCUCCUCAAGCCUCCCCUCAGCCUCACAGGACAAUUCCAUGGAGACCACCCAACUCCCGCCACAGCAUGUAAAGGAUAUACAGCGCAGUGGCCCCUCAGGGCCCACACAAGGCCCAUCCCAGCACCAACGCAAAUGUUCCAGUUGAACCCAAGGAAAGAGGUGCAGAAUGUGGACCAAAACACCCUCCUGACACUGCUGUCACUGUGAGCUUAAGGAAUUGAUACUAUAAAAUGGCAUUGACUUGA
Messenger RNA from Hipposideros armiger (great roundleaf bat), 3982 nucleotides. RefSeq names its product roundabout guidance receptor 4 (gene ROBO4). Gene Ontology annotation, biological process: cell-cell adhesion. Lineage: Eukaryota; Metazoa; Chordata; Mammalia; Chiroptera; Hipposideridae. Gene Ontology annotation, molecular function: protein binding. The record is from RefSeq and is a predicted model, not a curated record. Bases 339 to 3353 code for a protein of 1004 amino acids. The transcript has 18 exons.